This is a messenger RNA of Musca vetustissima, 1231 nucleotides long. Its product is annotated as zinc finger protein 180. Gene Ontology annotation, biological process: regulation of transcription by RNA polymerase II. Lineage: Eukaryota; Metazoa; Arthropoda; Insecta; Diptera; Muscidae. Gene Ontology annotation, molecular function: chromatin insulator sequence binding. The record is from RefSeq and is a predicted model, not a curated record. Bases 194 to 1231 code for a protein of 345 amino acids. The transcript has a single exon. Gene Ontology annotation, cellular component: chromosome.
CAAUGACAAGACGUUGCCAAAUUGCGUGUGUAACCAAACCAGAGUAGACAUCAUUUUUCAAGAAAAAUUCUCUUCAAGACGGUAUCUCUUUACCAAAUAAAUUUUGUUAGAGUUGACCAAUUGAUUUAGAUUUGUAUAAUUUGGGCAACAUCUGGAAACUCUUAGAUCCUCCCGAUUGAAAAAAAGGUAAACAAUGAAUGCCAAACGAGCCAAAUAUGCCACACUGACAACAACCACAGCCAAUGGCACCAUCAAAGAAGAGGUGGUGCCAGUACUUAUUCAUGACCCGAAUUCGGGUGAGGAACCUCAAUAUGCCUAUGCCACAUUUGCUACAACGGAGGAGGCAGAGGCUGCUGUGGCUUCGCUGAAUAGCCAGAGACAUCAGGCGGAGGUAAUGCAGGAGACCCAAGAAGUGAUUAUCGAUGAACAUGGACGUCCCAUUGCCAUACACCAGGUCAUUACGGAGGAUGGUGGUUCAGUGGAAGAAGUGGAGACGGUGGAGGAUGAUGGUAGCCACACAAUAUUACAUAUUGUCCCAACGGGUACCUCGGAAGGUGGUCACGAUGACAGCUUGGGCAGCACAGAAGAAUAUGAAAUAACUGAUGUUGGCCUUACCGAAAUCAUUAAUCGCAAUAACAAAACCUUCUACUGUCCCAACUGUGGUAACUGCUACAGUGCUGCUGGCUCUCUUAAGCUGCAUAUGCGAGCCUGUAUGCGUCAAAAGACAGAAGUCCCCGAAGAACAAAGAAAAUGCAACAUCUGCAAUCGUGUCUUCAACUCGGUGAGUUAUCUCAAGGAACAUAUGCUGCGACAUACGGGCGAGGGCCCCAAACGUUGUACACGCUGUUAUCGCAAAUUCAUUGACGAAGAAAAGUACAAAGCCCACAUGGAACAACACAAACACCAAGAUAAACUGGAAGCGGAGGCGGCAGCAUUACAGGUCGAACAUGGUUUUAAAAAAAUGGUGGUCAAAGAGUACACAUGCUCGUUCUGUUCACAAAAUUUCACAGUGGUCUUUGAGGCGGGCCAAGUUAAGCGUCGCUAUGCCUGUGAUCCGUGUCGUGAGAAGUUCUCCAAUGCUGAAGUGUUGAAGGAACACAAAAAGAUGGUGGACGAAAAGCGAGAAUUCUCCUGCGAACGUUGUGGACGCAAAUUUGUGUUUGAGGGUUUCCUGCAACGCCACAUACCCACAUGCGAUGGUACAAUUAAACGGCGACGAGAUUUGAAGUAG